Molecule: messenger RNA, 6143 nt
Organism: Alligator mississippiensis (American alligator)
Lineage: Eukaryota; Metazoa; Chordata; Crocodylia; Alligatoridae
Gene: FAM135A
Product: family with sequence similarity 135 member A
Exons: 22
Coding region: 282-4871 (1529 amino acids)
Source: RefSeq, a predicted model, not a curated record
CCCACGUGCGCCGGCCCGUGUCCCCGCCGGCAGGGGCCGCCCUCGCGCUCCGCCUGCCCGCGCCGCGCCCCGGAGGGGCCUGGGCCGAGCGGCGGCAGCGGGGACCGGCCGCGGCCGCGAUCCCGGCGGGUCCGGGGGCGGAAUGAGGAGGUGCAAACAAUAUGCUUUUGAUAGCAGUAAUGAAGAAAUAGAAGACUGGCUAUUUCAUGUAUUAAGAUGGAUUAUUUACAAGUGGAGUAACUAAGGUGGUGACAAGUUUGGGCUUCUGAAUCCUCAUAAAAAUGAGUGAAGUACAGGCCAUGGUAGAAUUCUCCGUGGAGCUCCACAAAUUCUACAAUGUGGAUUUGUUUCAAAGAGGUUUUUACCAGAUUCGUGCAUCUAUGAAAAUUCCUCCAAGAAUUCCACACAAAUUAGAAGCUAGCUUGUUACGUGCUACUGGUGCUGAUCUUGCCUUUCCAGCAUCAGUCCAUGACAACAUAGUUUGCAGUAAAACAUUUCAGAUUCUUUACAAAAAUGAGGAGGUUUCUGUGAAUGAUGUUAUGAUCUUCAAAGUUAAAAUGCUGUUAGAUGAAAAGAAGAUUGAAGAAUCCCUUAAUGAAAUGAAUUUCCUUUUAACUUUAGAUCUGCACUUCACAGAUGCAGAUUAUUCGCCAGACGACUUGAGCAUGCUGCAGCUAAUUAGUAGCCGAACAUUAAAGUUGCACUUUAAUAUACACUGGGGCCUUCAUCACUAUGUCAAUGUUAUGUUUGAUUACUUCCACCUCUCUGUCAUAUCUGUUAUAGUCCAUGCCUCUUUGGUUGCCCUACACCAGCCAUUGAUAAGCUUUCCUCGCCCAGUGAAGACUACAUGGUUGAAUAGGAAUGCACCAGCACAAAACAGAGACUCUGUAAUUCCUUCUCUUGAAAGUGUGGUCUUUGGCAAUAACUACACAAAACAGUUAUCAGCAGAUGGCUGCAGUUUUGUGAUUGCAGAGUCCUUCCUGAAUCAUGCCUACAAUUUCCACUGUACACUUUGUGCCAGUUUGCUACUUGCAUUCAAAGGGUUACAUAGGUAUUUCAUCAUGAUAACAAAGGAGCUCCCUUCCUCUCACCGAAUUGAACUGGCCAAGGCCAGCAUGCAGGUCCUAUAUGAACGCCUUCUCAGAAGAAAAUAUCUACGAACCCAGAGAGACGCCUAUCUAGAGAACAUAGAUGUAGAAGCUCGCCUAACAGAACUAUGUGAAGAAGUAAAGAAAAUGGAAAAUCCUGAUGAACUGGCAGAACUUAUAAACAUGAAUCUUGCACAGCUUUGCUCUCUUCUCAUGGCUCUGUGGGGGCAGUUUCUAGAGGUCAUUACCUUACAAGAGGAAGUCACAGCAUUGCUAGCACAAGAACAUCAUACAUUAAGGGUACGCAGAUUUGCUGAAGCAUUCUUUUGUCUUGAGCAUCCCAGGCAAGCUGCCCUUGCAUAUCAAGAAUUACAUGCUCAGAGUCAUCUACAAAUGUGUGGAGCCCUUAAAAACACCUCAUUCUGCAGUACUCUUCCGCCUCUCCCUAUUGAAUGCAGCGAACUAGAUGGAGACAUGAACUCAUUACCAGUAAUUUUUGAAGACCGAUAUUUAGAUUCCAUUACUGAAGAUUUGGAUGCACCUUGGUUGGUAGUUCAGAAUCUUCAGAAAUCAGAGUUCAAUAAACUGGAUAAAUUUGAGGCUGAAGAAAGUUUUGUAGCUGGAUUUAUGAGCCCAGAGUUGAAAGUCAGAUCUACAGGUGCCACCAACAUUUGGCAUUCAGAAAGUGAAAAGCAACUAGUUAAGCCUUUGAAAGGGAAAAAUGAAGAUGUACAUAAAUCCAAAACUAAGGUUACUAAACUCAUGAAAACAAUGAAAACUGAAAACACAAAAAAAAUAGUAAAACAGAAUUCUAAAGACUCUGUAGUCUUAGUGGGUUACAAAUGUUUGAAAAGUGCAGCACCAGAACACAUCUCUAAAUGCUAUGAAGGCAGGCCUUCAUAUAAUCAGAAGGAAGUGUUGGAUCCCACAGUAGCUGGAUUUGUUUGUGAUACAAAGACCUGCACUAGACAAAUGAGUCAAAAAGAACUUAGAUGUUUGCCACCUAAAACUGAUCAAAUAUCGGCCAGAACUGAAAAUGUUCAACAAAGUCAGUGUAGCCCUGUGAACUCUUGUACAAAUUUGGAUAUUUUUUGUAGGGUUGAUAUGUCUCAGGCAAGUACUGAAAUUACACAAGUAGAUAGUGUCCUGGCCCCAAGAGGUACACUUGAAACUUGUCUUGGAAAUCAGCCAACUUCAUCAGGAGUCAGAACAAUUGAGGUCAAACCAAAUGAUAAGAAUCCUUAUGAAGGGGAGAAAGUGACUGUUCACAUUGGGUCAUGGGCAGAAUUUCCAGAAGAUGGAGUGCAUGGAGAGAAUUUACUGGUGCCCAACUUUCAGACUACAGAAUCUGGAAGUACAACUAAUUUAGGAGAACAGGAAUUAGUGCUUGAAAAGGAUGAAGUCCCAGAAAGAAACUUACGGCAUGGUGGAGAUACUUUCACAAAAAUGAAAAGCAAUCAGCCUGCUCUUUCUACAAAAGAGACCCAUAUUGCUGUAAUUGGAGACAUAAUUAAGUUACCAGAUGUUAGUGUCGCUUAUGCCUCAUCUAGAUUUUCAGAUUCAGGAGUUGAAAGUGAACCAAGCUCUUUUGCAAUGCAUCCCAACCCUGAUGUGGUUUUUGAAACUGGUCAAGGGCAAAGUGCCUACAACAGUGAAAGAAUAUUUUCUCAGCUUUUACUGAAACCGGACUAUAAUAUAAAAAAUGCAAUAGAAAGCCAUUGUACUGAGAGUACCAGUGCUGUAAGUGAAAUACAGUCAUCCCUGACAUCCAUAAACUCUCUGCCUUCAGAUGAUGAUGAGCUGUCACCUGAUGAAAAUUCAAAGAUAUCUGUUCUACCUGAAUGCCAACUAAGUGACAGCAAAACUAUAUUGGAUCUAGGAGCAAUUGACUUGCCAAAAUGUGAUGAUAGUAAAAAAUCAAAUAUCAUUUUACAGAGCCAGUGUGUUGUUUUUUCAGGGCAUUCAGACAAUGAAACUAUCUCUUUACAUUCCUCAUUUUCAAGUGUAAAAGUUGUUUCAGAUGAAGAUACAUCUACUGAUGUGAAAAGUUACAGCUCACAGGCAAACUUUGGCACAACUUGUAAGGACUCUAAAAGCAUUGAUAAGCAGCAGAACACUACAGAAGAAACAGUUAAAUUACACUCAGAAGUUAUUUAUAUGGGGGAACCUUGCAUUGUUUCAGGGUCCGUGGCAAUAAAUGCUGAGAGUCAGGUAGAAAACACAAAUAAAGAAAAACUGGAUGAAUCUCUAGAUCUAAAACAGACACUUAAAGAGUUGCCAACAAUUAAAAGUGAAACUGGUGUGGAUAACCUCUCACCAACCAGCAGUACUGAUAUUGUAAAGCAAGGACUUGUAGAAAACUACUUUGGUUCUCACAGCAGUACAGAUGUUUCUGAUAUUUGCCCUACUGACAAUAGCGAUCCGGUUAGCCCUCAGAAGGAAACAUCUGAAAAACAACCUACCAGUUCUUCCCGGCUGGAGGAGGAGGAAGAUGAAGAGCAGGAUCAAGAAAUGGUUGAAAAUGGGUAUUAUGAGGAAACAGACAAUGGUAAUAUUUUUGAUGGAGCUACAAAUUCUGACUUUGAGCAGAAUAAUGGACUAAUGAAAGAGAGCGAUUUGACCUCUGAGAGAAUGAGCAAUGAGCAUUUAAGAGAUGGGAUGAGUAUGCCUCCCGUCUGUACUUCUGGUUGUUUGUCUUUUCCUUCUUCCUUGAGAGACUCUCCAUGCAAUGUUAUAUGUUCUUCAAAAAGCAAAUCUGAUACAAUUACAAAACAGCCAGGAAGCAUAUCCUGCAGUAUGGCUUCAUCUGUUUCCUGGUAUGAAAGCUCCUCCAAGCCUCAAAUGCUAGCUUUCCUUCAGGCUAAAGAAGAACUGAAGCAACUUAAACUUCCUGGAUUUAUGUAUAGUGAUGUUCUCAGAUUGGCUUCUUCGAUACCUUAUUUCAGCAUGGAAGAGGAGGAUGUUUCAGAAGAUGGAAUACAUCUUAUAGUUUGUGUCCAUGGCUUAGAUGGAAACAGCGCUGAUUUAAGAUUAGUGAAGACUUACAUUGAGCUUGGACUACCUGGAGGGCGUAUAGAUUUUCUUAUGUCUGAGAGGAAUCAGAAUGAUACCUUCGCCGAUUUUGAUUCCAUGACUGAUCGACUUUUAGAUGAAAUUAUACAAUAUAUUCAGAUUUACAAUCUAACAAUUUCAAAGAUCAGCUUUAUUGGACAUUCGCUGGGCAAUUUAAUAAUCCGUUCAGUGCUCACAAGACCUCGGUUUAAAUAUUACCUCAACAAGCUUCACACUUUCCUGUCUCUGUCUGGACCACAUCUUGGUACCCUGUACAACAGCAGUGCUCUUGUUAAUACAGGUCUCUGGUUUAUGCAGAAGUGGAAAAAGUCGGGUUCUUUAUUACAACUGACGUGUCGAGAUCAUUCAGACCCCCGGCAAACCUUCUUGUACAAACUUAGUAAAAAAACAGGUCUUCAUUACUUUAAAAAUGUAGUGUUAGUAGGAUCUCUGCAGGAUCGUUAUGUUCCUUAUCACUCUGCCCGCAUUGAAAUGUGUAAAACAGCUUUAAAAGAUAAACAAUCAGGACCAAUUUAUGCUGAAAUGAUCCAGAACCUGCUUCUUCCAGUUCUUCAGAACAAGGAAUGUAAUUUGGUUCGAUACAAUGUAAUUAAUGCAUUGCCCAAUACAGCGGAUUCUCUAAUAGGGAGAGCUGCACACAUUGCUGUUCUUGAUUCAGAAAUAUUUUUAGAAAAGUUCUUUCUGGUUGCUGCCCUAAAAUAUUUCCAGUAGAAGAAAAGCAUUGUAAGAUACUUGGCUAUUACCUCAUUAACAAAUGAAUCAAAUAAUGUGUGGUAUUAAAGUAUAGCUGCAGCUGUAUUUUAAGAGAUAUUUAUACUUUUUAUAUGGAAGAUAAUUUAUAUCAUCCAUGUCUAGAGCUUUUUUAACAUCAACUUUACUUUCUAGGUGAUGUGGCUGUGCAAUAUUUUUUUAUUUUAUUCUUUUUACUUUUCUAUUACUUUUUCUUAAUUUUGGGGUACCUAAUUAUUUGAGUGGAGAUUGAAGCACACUAUGUACAUUUGGUUGUUUUAUUAUUGGUUCCUAGACUACAAAAGUCAGUGCAAAGCGAUGGCUGCAUUUUAUGAGACUUUGAAUGCCAAAAUAAAUUGGAAUAUAAAAAUUGUAAUAAGGUAUUAUACAUUCAGUUGUAAGGUUUUAGCAUUGUAGAAAAUUUAACUGGAAAAAACAAUUAGCUGCUAAAAUAUCAGAUAUUUGAAAACAACUAUAUCCAAAGGUCUGGGAAAGACCAUUAUUUCAUGAGCAAACUAAGUCAUCAGAUAUCACUACAUCUUUAACAGUUUUCUACAAAAUCAUCAUCAUCGUUACUAAACAUGUUAUGCCUGUGGAAAUAUAUUUUCUACUGAUGUUUUAAAAAACAUGUUGGUUUACAUAUUCGCUUUUAUUACUGGAACUUUAGUUUUCAGAAGUAAGCAGCAAUUGAGAUUUUUGAAUGUUUAAAUGACAGCUGCCUUCAAAUAAUUGGAGUUUUGCAAAAUUUAAUAAAAUUGCUCUUACAUUGUCAAUUCAGUUCUUCAAAUAAACCUUUUACACAGACUUCCGUAUAUGUACCUAAUAUAAGUAAAGGUUAUAAAUUUCUGCAAUACUUUUCUGAAUUUAGAUAAUUUUUAAAUAUUGUUAAAAUGUUUUAUUGACUACAAAGUAUUGUAAAUAUAAAUCAAUGCAUCUUGAAAUGGGAUAAAAUUAUAAACUUUACAUGUUUAGUGUUAAAGAUAAAAUGUUUUUGAUAUACAGGAAUGUUAAAGGUCUGUUGACUUUUUACUGGUGCUGAAAUAGCAUUGAGUUCAGUUUCUCCUCCCUCCCCUUUUACCUGUUUCAAACAAUAAUGCACUAAAGGUGGAAAGGAGGUUAUAUGUGCGUUCACUAAUUGUAAUGAACAUUUUUUUUUGAAAAAUAUAAAUUUGUUGUAUAACUAAUGCAUGUUUCUUUUUAGCAUUGUGUUAUUGCAUCUGGUGUUAAUAAAAUGAACAAAUGAUUCUGACAGAA